Messenger RNA from Brienomyrus brachyistius, 898 nucleotides. It is a transcript of the gene m17, whose product is annotated as IL-6 subfamily cytokine M17. Bases 72 to 683 code for a protein of 203 amino acids. The transcript has 3 exons. Gene Ontology annotation, molecular function: ciliary neurotrophic factor receptor binding; cytokine activity. The record is from RefSeq and is a predicted model, not a curated record. Gene Ontology annotation, biological process: immune response; negative regulation of neuron apoptotic process; ciliary neurotrophic factor-mediated signaling pathway. Gene Ontology annotation, cellular component: extracellular region. Lineage: Eukaryota; Metazoa; Chordata; Actinopteri; Osteoglossiformes; Mormyridae.
AGACUUAAAAAGUUUUUGCGCGGCGCCGAUCAUGAGUAGUUACCACCGAGCGAGCCGGUGUCACCACAUGCAUGAUGCCAGGUCAUAGUUACCGUCUGCUCCCAAGUGCUCAACAAGCUGUAGCUUUGUGGUUGGUUCUGCUGGUCUACAUGAGUAGGGCUGCUGCAUGUCGCAGUGAAGCAAACUCUGUUUUACUGAAGAGCAUUAUGCUUGCUGAUCUAAUGAGGAAGGACGCUGGGGAACUCCGCAGAACGUAUAUCAGACGCCAUGGGGAUUUCACGAAGUCAUUCUGCCAGAUGCCAGUGGAUAACGCCCCAGAUCCUGAGAUUACUGGUUUUGAACCUGCAGAGAAACUUCAAAGUAUAUACACCAAACUCAAGCUGUUCCAAGAACACCUGGCUGCGGUCCGAGAGCAGCAGACACAGCUUCAGGACCCCUCCAACUCACUGCUCAGCAAGCUGAGGAGUGCUGGUGAACGCUUGGGCGACCUGGCAGGGAACGUCAAGACAGCCCUGCAGUGUCUGAAGCCCAACGAGCUCAUCACGGUGAGCUCCAUAAGCGACUCACCAAGGAAUACCUUCCAGCAGAAAAUGUAUGGCUGUGUGGUUCUGACAAGGCACAAGGAAUUCCUGUCUCGAGUUCAUCAUGAGCUAAAGAACCUCAGGAACAAAGUUGGACGAUGAACUGUCAGGUUCUCAAAUAGCUCCAGGGGACAUUUUUGGGUUCCGUUAUAAUAUGCCUAUAGACCAAAGAAAAAAGAUGUUGUACAUUUUUGUAUACAUAUUUAUUUUAUUUAAUUCUUAAUUUAUUAAUGUGGUCUGAAGCUACUGUUCACUAAAGACUAUUCCAAUGAUCUGCAGGGUGUCAUUAAAGGUGCAACUUCCUUUCAUUUAUAAAA